CCGUCUUCAAGUCCAUUUUUAAAACCCUAAACUUCGCCGCACACGUGUCUAAAUCACAUUUGACACGGGCGAGUUGUGCUUUGGUCAUGUUUAAGCGGCUAGGUGCGGUAAAAUAUAAGUUUACGGAUAGCAUUUAGCAGCAGCUAGCGUUAGCACAUGAGGCAAAGUGGAGAUCACCGGUUUGGCUGCUGUUGAGGUGUGAAGAUGGAGGCAGUCGCGGCGCUGCUCCUGCCCCUGCUCCUGAGCGCUCUCCCUGGGCACGGUCGAGCUCAGGCCGGGUCCUCGCUCCUGGAUCUGACCCACGGCAUCGGCGGCCUCCUGCCCCGCCUCAGCCGACCGGCCAACCACAGCCGUAUCCACUACGCCGUGAUGUUUGACGCCGGGAGCACAGGCACGAGGAUACACGUGUACACCUUUAUACAGAGCGACACGGAUAAACUGCCUAUUUUGGACAAUGAGAUGUUUCAGUCGAUAAAGCCUGGUCUGUCUGCGUAUGUCAACUCUCCUGAAAUGGCCGGACACACGGUGAGGAUGCUGCUCAAAGUGGCCAAACAAACAGUGCCUCGUGUGGAGUGGAAGAGAACUCCAGUGAUCCUCAGAGCCACGGCCGGACUGAGACUGCUGCCCAAACAGAGAGCGCACGCACUUUUAGACCAGGUUCAACAUGUGUUUGACGAGUCUCCGUUCUUGGUGCCAGACGACAGCGUCAGCAUCAUGGACGGUACAAAUGAAGGAGUCCUGGCGUGGAUAACGAUGAACUUCUUAACAGGUCACUUGUCUCCACAAAGUCAGAAGACAGUGGGAAUCUUGGAUCUGGGAGGGGGGUCUACGCAAAUCACUUUUCUGCCAAAACUCAGGAAAACCAUUGAAAGUGUUCCAAGUGCAGAUUACGUCGCCAGAUUUGACGUCUUCAAUUCAUCAUUUGAGCUAUACACAUACAGUUACCUUGGAAACGGCCUGAUGGCGGCGAGGCUGGGAGCGCUGGGAGCUUUGGGGGCAAAAGGGUUGGAGUGGCAGGUCUUUAAAAGUUCCUGUUUGCCAAAAAAGUUCAGAGACGAGUGGAGCUUUGGUGGCCUGACCUAUCAAGUGAGCGGAGAUCCAGAGGGCCUGUCCGGGUACAAGCCGUGUUACCUGGAGGUGCAGAAGGUGGUGCAGGGAGUCAUACACCAGCCCCACGAGCUCCAGGACACCUCCGCCUUCUACGCCUUCUCCUAUUACUUUGACCGAGCGGUGGACGCCGGCCUCAUCGACGGAGAGCGAGGAGGAAGACUGGAGGUCCGAGACUUCAAGAGAAGAGCCAAAGAGAUCUGUAAUAAGUUGACCUCGUCCCCUCCAUCCGGCCCAUUCCUCUGUCUGGACCUGACCUACAUCACUGCUCUGCUCAAAGACGGCUUCGGCUUCAAGGAGACCACAGUCCUGCAGUUGACCAAGAAAGUGAGAAACGUGGAGGCGAGCUGGGCUUUGGGCGCCAUUUUGGAUCAUCUCCACAACAUGAAGAUCCACCGAGGAGACGAGACCUUCCCAAACCCUGUGACCUGUGACCUCUGAGGCUCAGCAGUAACAACUUAUGUAAUGUGCUCCACUUAUGCACUAGGGGGCGAUAGUCAGUAGAUCUGUGGUUCUCAAACUGUGGUUCACGGACUCCUGCUGUUUUUCUAUUUAUUUACAAUUCAAUAUUAUAGUCUGGUUUAUAUCUGGCGAUACUCCGAGGGUCAAAUCACUUCUUCUGUUCUACUUGAUGUGAAAAGUUUGAGAACCGCUGGACUAUACAUAUAUAUUUUUGUAUUUAAUUAAACAUUAGUGACGCUAUUUUUCUGCUGCUAAAACGUCCCUGUAAAUGUCUCUGUUAAAGUUCAGUUAUCGCACAAAACGUAAACGGACUUUAAAACUAACCAUGAAAGUGCAGAAUGAAACGUCCCUUUAUAGAGCUGGUACGUGAUGAUGUCACUUCCGGGUCCGACCAGAAACUCCACAGCGGAUUUCGAGCUUUGUUUUUAGGAUCUUAUUCAUCUUUUAAAAGUGUUUAACCACAAACUGUGUCAAAAACGUAGUAAUAAGAUAGCAUAACAAAGGAUUAGCAGUGUGUAUAUGUCACUGCUAACGCUAACUUAGCCUAGCACAGUUAUUGACCUUGUUCGGCCCCGCCCACUUUUGCCGUAAACGCUCCUAAACUGCUCUUCUAUUGAAAUGAUUGGGGUUCCCACUAGAAUUUGGGAAAAGUUUUGCCGCUAAAAUGUGACAUAAAGUAGAUUAAUGUUCAACGACAACUCAAUUUUUACGGUCAAGAUCGGCCCCACGCAAAAUAAUCCAACAUGACGACGAUAGUGGCGUCCACGGCAACGUCCAGAACAAGGUGAAUACGUGUAGAUCCGUUUAUGAUCUUGUUAGCUGAAAAUGACUGCAGUCUCUUUAUAAAGUGAACCGUGUUGUCGCUAAAAAACACAAAAUAAAUCGUAAACAUGUUCAUUGUUUUGAUGGACAGGAAGUGACAUCACACUUAACAGCUCUAUGCCCUUAUUUGGAAAACUGCGCUGUGUAGGUUUAUGUUCUCAACUCUUUCAAUUUACUUUUUUUUUCUUUUUUUUUCUCUUAAUCAUUUUAAACUUCUCUUACUAAGACUAUGCAACAUCCACCUCCAUGUUAUUUAUUCUCAGACACUUGUUAAAUAUAUUGGUGAUUUAGGGACUGUGGGUUUUUCUGGUGCUGUUGUGCAAAACCGUCGUCUGGUUUGUUUCAUUUUUACUGAAAACAGGAAAAUCUACAUUGGUUCACAUGACUUGAAUUCAGAAAACAAGAUGAUAAUGUGUUCGGUUUUUUUUAGUAGUUUGGACUGCGUGAAAUGCCAUGAAAUUUUACCCAU
This is a messenger RNA of Periophthalmus magnuspinnatus, 2860 nucleotides long. It is a transcript of the gene entpd5b, whose product is annotated as ectonucleoside triphosphate diphosphohydrolase 5b. Gene Ontology annotation, biological process: nucleoside diphosphate catabolic process. NCBI's taxonomy places the organism in Eukaryota, Metazoa, Chordata, Actinopteri, Gobiiformes, Gobiidae. Gene Ontology annotation, cellular component: membrane. The record is from RefSeq and is a predicted model, not a curated record. The transcript is spliced from 14 exons. Gene Ontology annotation, molecular function: GDP phosphatase activity; UDP phosphatase activity. Bases 205 to 1548 code for a protein of 447 amino acids.